CCCCAAACAAGCUGUUUGUCAAGACGUACUAAUUCCGCUCCUGAGCUGCAAAGAAUGCAUGUUAAACUAUUUGUGUGGUUACUUAACAGUGGUGCACUAUGUGUUAACAAACAAAUGUAAGCUACAUAUGUAGCUAUUUUGCAAGCUGAUACAGAUAACAAUAAAUAAAUAAAACAGGAACCACCUAAGGCAAGAUAUAAUAAUUUAAAAUCAUAUAAUAACCUUCUUAUAGUUUUUCUGUAUUUUUCUAUAACUUAGAUAAAAUGAAUGUGAGGUUGGUUGGUGGUAACAGUCGCUGUGCUGGUAGAGUGGAGGUUCUUCAUAGAGGUCAGUGGGGAACAGUGUGUGGUGCUGGAUGGGAUUUGGUUGAUGCUGCAGUGGUGUGUAGAGAACUGGACUGUGGAGAACCUGUAGAUGCUCUGGGUGAUGCUCAUUUUGGACAAGGAUCAGGACCAAUCUGGAUGACUGCUUUGUGUUUUGGAUCAGAGUCUACACUGAAGAACUGUUGGUCAGGAGGAUGGGGUAAAACCACAUGUGAUCAUUCUAAAGAUGCUGGAGUCAUCUGCUCAGAAGUCCGAUUGGUUGGAGGUUCUCGCUGCUCUGGGAGGUUAGAGAUACUUCAUGAUCAGACGUGGAUGUCAGUGUGUGACGCUGCCUUUGACCAGCAGGAUGCAGAGGUUGUGUGUAGAGAGCUGGACUGUGGGGCUCCUGUACAGGUGCUGGGAGCAGCUGCUUUUGGCAAAGGAGACACUCAGAUGUGGACACAAGAGAUUCAGUGUAGAGGAAAUGAAUCUCAGAUUCACCUCUGUCCAACAUCACCAUCAGUCAAAGGAAACUGUUCUUGGGAACAGAACAUUGGUUUGUUGUGUGCUGGUGUCAGGCUGGUUGGAGGUUCUCGCUGCUCUGGGAGGUUAGAGAUACUUCAUGAUCAGACGUGGAUGUCAGUGUGUGACGCUGCCUUUGACCAGCAGGAUGCAGAGGUUGUGUGUAGAGAGCUGGACUGUGGGGCUCCUGUACAGGUGCUGGGAGCAGCUGCUUUUGGCAAAGGAGACACUCAGAUGUGGACACAAGAGAUUCAGUGCAGAGGAAAUGAAUCUCAGAUACACUUCUGUCCAACAUCACCAUCACAUGAAAAAAACUGUUCUCAUGACAGUCAUGUUGGACUGGCUUGCAAUGUUAGAGUGAGGUUGGUUGGUGGUCACAGUCGCUGUGCUGGUAGAGUGGAGGUUCUUCAUAGAGGUCAGUGGGGAACAGUGUGUGAUCAUGACUGGGAUAUGACUGAAGCUGCAGUGGUGUGUAGAGAACUGGACUGUGGAGAACCUGUAGAUGCUCUGGGUGGUGCUCACUUUGGACAAGGAUCAGGACCAAUCUGGGAUGAUCUCAUGUUAUGUACUGGAUCAGAAUUUUCACUGAAGAUUUGUGCAUCAAUAAAAUGGAGUUUUUAUGACUGUGAUCAUACUAAGGAUGCAGGAGUCAUCUGCUCAGAUGUCAAGCUUGCUGGAAACACCAGUUGCUCUGGGAGGUUAGAGAUACUUCAUGAUCAGACGUGGAUGUCAGUGUGUGACGCUGCCUUUGACCAGCAGGAUGCAGAGGUUGUGUGUAGAGAGCUGGACUGUGGGGCUCCUGUACAGGUGCUGGGAGCAGCUGCUUUUGACAAAGGAGACACUCAGAUGUGGACACAAGAGAUUCAGUGCAGAGGAAAUGAAUCUCAGAUUCACCUCUGUCAAACAUCUCCAUUGCACAAACACAACUGUUCUCGUGAUAAUUACCAGGGGCUACUGUGUGCUGACUAUGAGAAUGUGAGGUUGGUUGGUGGUCACAGUCGCUGUGCUGGUAGAGUGGAGGUUCUUCAUAGAGGUCAGUGGGGAACAGUGUGUGAUGAUGACUGGGAUUUGGCUGAUGCUGCAGUGGUGUGUAGAGAACUGGACUGUGGAGAACCUGUAGAUGCUCUGGGUGAUGCUCAUUUUGGACCAGGAUCAGGACCAAUCUGGAUGAUUGCUUUGUGUUCUGGAUCAGAGUCUACACUGAAGAACUGUAGGUCAUUUGGAUGGGGUAAAACCAGAUGUGAUCAUUCUAAAGAUGCUGGAGUCAUCUGCUCAGAAGUCCGGUUGGUUGGAGGUUCUCGCUGCUCUGGGAGGUUAGAGAUACUUCAUGAUCAGACGUGGAUGUCAGUGUGUGACGCUGCCUUUGACCAGCAGGAUGCAGAGGUUGUGUGUAGAGAGCUGGACUGUGGGGCUCCUGUACAGGUGCUGGGAGCAGCUGCUUUUGGCAAAGGAGACACUCAGAUGUGGACACAAGAGAUUCAGUGUAGAGGAAAUGAAUCUCAGAUUCACCUCUGUCCAACAUCACCAUCAGUCAAAGGAAACUGUUCUCUGGAACAGAACAUUGGUUUGUUGUGUGCUGUAAAUGUGAGGUUGGUUGGUGGUCACAGUCGCUGUGCUGGUAGAGUGGAGGUUCUUCAUAGAGGUCAGUGGGGAACAGUGUGUGAUGUUGGUUGGGAUUUGGCUGAUGCUGCAGUGGUGUGUAGAGAACUGGACUGUGGAGAACCUGUAGAUGCUCUGACUGAUGCUCAUUUUGGACAAGGAUCAGGAACAAUUUGGAUAAAAAAUGCAUUGUGUUUUGGAUCUGAGUCCACACUUAAGAAAUGUGGAUCCAUACCAUUUAUUUAUCAUGGCGAUUGUCUUGAUAAAAAUGCUCAAGUAAUUUGUUCAGGUGUCAGGCUGGUUGGAGGUUCUCGCUGCUCUGGGAGGUUAGAGAUACUUCAUGAUCAGACGUGGAUGUCAGUGUGUGAUGCUGCCUUUGACCAGCAGGAUGCAGAGGUUGUGUGUAGAGAGCUGGACUGUGGGGCUCCUGUACAGGUGCUGGGAGCAGCUGCUUUUGACAAAGGAGACACUCAGAUGUGGACACAAGAGAUUCAGUGCAGAGGAAAUGAGUCUCAGAUUCACCUUUGUCCAACAUCACCAUCACAUGAAAAAAACUGUUCUCAUGACAGUCAUGUUGGACUGGCUUGUGCAGGCAAUGUUAGAGUGAGGUUGGUUGGUGGUCACAGUCGCUGUGCUGGUAGAGUGGAGGUUCUUCAUAGAGGUCAGUGGGGAACAGUGUGUCAUGAUGACUGGGAUUUGGCUGAUGCUGCAGUGGUGUGUAGAGAACUGGACUGUGGAGAACCUGUAGAUGCUCUGGGUGGUGCUCACUUUGGACAAGGAUCAGGACCAAUCUGGGAUAAUCUCAUGUUAUGUACUGGAUCAGAAUUUUCACUGAAAAUUUGUGCAUCAGUAAAAACGACUUUUCAUAGCUGUGAUCAUACUAAUGAUGCAGGAGUCAUCUGCUCAGAUGUCAGGCUUGCUGGAAACACCAGUUGCUCUGGGAGGUUAGAGAUACUUCAUGAUCAGAUGUGGAUGUCAGUGUGUGACGCUGCCUUUGACCAGCAGGAUGCAGAGGUUGUGUGUAGAGAGCUGGACUGUGGGGCUCCUGUACAGGUGCUGGGAGCAGAUGCUUUUGGCAAAGGAGACACUCAGAUGUGGACACAAGAGAUUCAGUGUAGAGGAAAUGAAUCUCAGAUUCACCUCUGUAAAACAUCUCCAUUGCACAAACACAACUGUUCUCAUGAUAAUUACCAGGGGCUACUGUGUGCUG
Molecule: messenger RNA, 3633 nt
Organism: Labeo rohita (rohu)
Lineage: Eukaryota; Metazoa; Chordata; Actinopteri; Cypriniformes; Cyprinidae
Product: deleted in malignant brain tumors 1 protein-like
Exons: 12
Cellular component (GO): membrane
Source: RefSeq, a predicted model, not a curated record